This is a messenger RNA of Exophiala bonariae, 2661 nucleotides long. RefSeq lists its product as uncharacterized. The transcript has 3 exons. Bases 1 to 2661 code for a protein of 886 amino acids. The record is from RefSeq and is a predicted model, not a curated record. NCBI's taxonomy places the organism in Eukaryota, Fungi, Ascomycota, Eurotiomycetes, Chaetothyriales, Herpotrichiellaceae.
AUGGCCGAGGUUGCUACCACCAGCGACUUCGACAUCUCCCCCGAGAACGUCCCUCUCCCUCGAAGCUCCAUGAUCACUGUUCGACUAUCUGAGGUCGAUUUACAACCAGUCACCGAGACUAUCCCAGAAGAUGAUGCUCCCCGAGAUCCAUCAGCUCCCCACAGCAGCCCUUCCUCUACCCGAUCCAGCCGAUCCUCCUCUUCAACAUCAGACAGUUCUACAUCGAUAGAUACUGUAGAUUGGGAGGAACUCGAUAAGACUGAAGAGCAGGAACCCAGGGAUGAUGCCACUGACGAAUCAACCACCCUCCUGUUGGCCCGUCUGGAAAAAGAAAAUGCAGCCUUGGCCAUAGACCCCAAGGCCAACAUCGUGGCACCAACAACCCGACCGCGAAAGAAUACUCGACCGAUGUCAGUCAUGCAAUUAAAGAAGAUGAUAGAUGGACCUCAGCGGCAGUCGAUGGAUGACCCACUACUCCCUGCCCUGCUGAUGAAGGAAGGCGAGUUUUGGGCCGUCCUCGUCCAAGAUUAUGCACAAACUGCCCAACGUCUACCUACUCUGACCACCAACAAGAUUCGUGGAGGUGUUCCUGUCUUCCUGCGCGGCGUGGUGUGGCCCAGUAUAGCCAGAGCCUGUGAUCCUCUCCUUCAUGCCGAGUAUCACAAGCUUGCCGACCAGCCAAGUCCAUACGACGCCUUGAUCGGUAAAGAUGUUGGGAGGAGCUUCCCCAAGGUCGAUAUGUUCCGAGAAAAAGAUGGUGAAGGUCAGAAAAUGCUAGGCCGGGUCCUGAAGGCCUUCAGUCUAUACGAUGAGAAGAUUGGCUACUGUCAAGGUCUCGGCUUUGUUGUCGGCCCUCUUCUCAUGUAUAUGAGUGAACCAGAGGCUUUCUCCAUUCUUGUCAAACUUAUGGAAGACUACGACCUUCGAUCCUGCUAUCUACCAGACCUAUCUGGACUUCAUCUACGAAUCUACCAGUUCCAACAGCUCCUGCAACGGCACCUACCUGAAUUGGCACAGCAUCUAGAGACCCUGAAGAUUGAGCCCCUCUAUGUCUCUCAGUGGUUCCUCUCCUUCUUCGCCGUCACUUGUCCAUUACCUAUGUUACUCCGGAUUUACGAUGUAAUAUUAUCUGAAGGUGCAACUGAGACUUUGAUGAGAGUGGCUCUAUCGUUAAUGCAACGAAACCAAAAGAAACUUAUUGCCUACACCGAGUUCGAGGAUGCCAUGCAAUUUCUACUAUCCAGGAGUCUAUGGGACACAUACGCUCAGCGGGCGGAUGACCUAGUAUCCGACUUUGUCUCCCUAACAGGCCUCGUGAGUCAGGAAUCUCUACAGUCGUUGGAAACCAGUUUCCGAAGCUCGCAAAAUCUAGCGACUACUGCACCGUCUUUGAAAAGUGCAGCAUCCUCCUUUUUGGGCAGAUUCUGGGCAGGCUCUUCUCAUAGCUCAUCGCGUUCAGCAAAUCUCAGCCUAUUGAUACCGGGCAAUACCAAGGGAAUGAGGAAGUCCUCCUCGGGAAAUAGCCUCACCUCGACAGUGAACUCAACCGAAACAUCUGCUUCAGAUGCCAGCACCAUUGCCACGGAUAUAUCAGAUGAUGCGCCUAGGAAGUCUACAUCAACCGGGGGGUUCACUGCCGAUAAUACCGGCCUUCCCGCACCUGCUUCGAGGGAUCGAGAUCUUCACCAUCAAAUUGAGGAACUACUCACGGAGCUUUCCAAAGUACAACGACAGCAUGUCGAACUCGCUCGCGAUCUUCAACGAGAACGUGAGGAGAGGGAGGAAGAUCGGCGCAUGGGAGAAGCUUUACUUUCCCGACUACAACAGCAGACGACCGAGAUCAAAGCUCUCGUUGGCGAAGAAGACACGACCGAGGCCGAUGCAGAGCUUGACGCGUUUAUUGAACAAGCUGGUGCACAACUGCUACGGCAAAGGUCCAAGCGGCUGUCAAUCGUUCAAUCAAAACAUCAACUACGCGAUGCAGUUGCUGAAUGGAAAGAUCGACAUGAAGCUGAGGUCAUAAAAUGCCAGGAGUUGAUGAAACAGCUUGACGACCGUGAGAGUGAACACACUUCGCUCAAGGAACAACUCCGUGAAGCUCGAAGUCGUAUACAAGAUGCACAUCGGGAUAAACAACGUCUGGAGAGAACCGUCUCAGACCUGAAAUCGAGGAGUUCAUCUAUGCCGGACUCGCCUGCCGAUCUGUAUACUCCUGUCAGUGAAUUUCCUGAUCUUCGACUCCCCGCUGCCAAGGCAGGACUUCGGGAGUUGAGAUUGGGGCGACCUGAGCAGAGCAGAUCAUCGAGUGUUGGCCCCUUUUCGAAGCGAUCGAGUAGUCUCAAUGCGCAAGCACUUCUUGCCACGGAGAAUCAUGAGCCAGUCGCCAAUGACGCACUCUUAUUGGAGCUUGUGAACUCGAAGACUUCUGAGGCGGUUGCUCGUCAAGAACUCGAGGAAACCAAAGCCAAACUCGAUGCGCUACGCAAGAUUCUUAGUGGUUCGUCAUCCUCACCUGCUCCCAGAGCUAGUCCCUUGGAAUCGCCAAGUCCUGUGGCCUCGAAUACGGCCAGUUCUGGGUCCAAGGAACCAACGAAGCCAGCUCAUACUGCAUCGGCCAGUACAGGAGGGUUUUUCAGUGGUUGGGGUAAACGUGGGACUUGA